Molecule: messenger RNA, 4662 nt
Organism: Cuculus canorus (common cuckoo)
Lineage: Eukaryota; Metazoa; Chordata; Aves; Cuculiformes; Cuculidae
Gene: ATG14
Product: autophagy related 14
Exons: 10
Coding region: 189-1685 (498 amino acids)
Biological process (GO): autophagosome assembly; mitophagy; cellular response to starvation
Cellular component (GO): extrinsic component of omegasome membrane; autophagosome; mitochondria-associated endoplasmic reticulum membrane contact site
Source: RefSeq, a predicted model, not a curated record
AUCACCCCCUUCCCACGUGACCGCCGGCGCCCAGUAGGGCAGUUCCCACGCGACCGCGCAGGGCCGCCAGGGCGGUUCUCACGUGACCGCGACGCUCGGCGCCCCGCCCUAGCGGUUCUCACGUGACCGCCGGCGCGCGGUGCCUGUCAUGGCGGCUCCCACGUGACCGUCGGCGCGCGGGGCCCAUCAUGGCGGCUCCCAGCGGCGGCCGCGGCGCGCAGGGAGGCAGCGGCGAUGGCGGAGCCGGGGCUGGAGCCGGGGCAGGGCCCGGCCCGGCGGCUCUGCGGGGCUCGGAGGAGGAUGCCGAGGGUCUGUACGUGGCCGUGGAGCGCUGCCCACUCUGCAACACCACGCGCCGCCGCCUCACCUGCGCCAAGUGCGUGCAGAGCGGCGACUUCGUCUUCUUCGACGGACGCGACUCCGAGAGGUUUUCAGACAAGAAGGAAAGGCUGAUGCAUCUUAAAACCAAACAGAGGGAAUUCCAAAAACAUGUUCUGAAGGCCAUGGAAGGGAAGGAGAUAACUGAUCAGCUGAGAUGGAAAAUAAUGUCUUGCAAGAUGAGGAUUGAGCAGCUGAAACAGACCAUUUGCAAAGAAAAUGAUGAAAUGGCAAGACAUGCAGAGGGGCUUCUAAGAAUUAAAGAGGAGAACCAGAAGCAUUAUCGCAGGGCUCAGCGGCAUCAGGAGAAGAAAGAGAAGAUCCAGAGGCAUAACCGCAAACUGGGAGACUUGGUGGAGAAAAAAACCUAUGACUUGAAAACCCAGUAUGAGCACCUGGCAAAUCUUCGUCGGACGCAUAUCCUGGAGCUGACGUCAGUCAUAUUUCCCAUUGAAGAAGUAAAGACAAGCAUGAGAGAUCCUGCAGAUGUGUCUUCUGAGAGUGACAAUGCUAUGACCUCUAGCACUGUGAGCAAGCUCGCGGAAGCCAGGAGAACGACCUAUCUCUCUGGGAGAUGGGUGUGUGAUGAUCACAACGGGGACACCAGCAUCAGUAUCACAGGGCCUUGGAUAACCCUUCCAAAUAACGGAGACUAUUCAGCCUAUUACAAUUGGGUGGAAGAGAAGAAGACUACACAAGGACCAGAUACAGAACAUAAUAAUCCCGCUUAUACCAUCAGUGCUGCAUUGUGCUAUGCAACUCAGCUCGUUAACACUUUGUCUCUCAUACUUGAUGUAAAUCUUCCCAAGAAGCUCUGCAACAGCGAGUUCUGCGGAGAGAAUCUCAGCAGACACAGGUUCACGCGGGCUGUGAAGAAGCUGAAUGCUAAUAUCCUUCACCUUUGCUUCUCUCAGCAUGUAAAUUUAGAUCUGUUGCACCCACUGCAUACGCUCAGGAACCUUAUGUACCUGGUCAGCCCAGACACGGAGAACCUGGGCAGGUCUGGACCUUUCGAAAUCAAUGCUGAUCUUGAAGAUUCCAUGGAGUUUGUGGAUCCCAGCGCCACCGGCGAAACAGAUGAGAGCGGAGAUGAGCACGUCAGCGAUGAAGAGACAGACCUAGGGACGGACUGGGAGAAUCUGCCGAGCCCCAGGUUCUGCGACAUCCCCUCUCAGCAGGUGGAGAUGCUGCAGAGCCAGAGCACGCAGGCGUCUCAGCCCAUCGCCAGCAGCAGCGCUGGUGGGAUGAUCUCCUCUGCUGCUGCCUCGGUGACCUCGUGGCUGAAGGCGUACACUGGACAUCGCUAACGACCAUGGGAAAAGGAUCAUAGGAUAUGUGGAAGGAAUCCCUCCCCGACAAUACUGUAGUAAACCUUACAUAUUCAGUAAAAGUAGUGCCUGGAACAGAGAAAAAAGGUCAGACUUGCAUUUUGUAAACCAGAAAAACCUUUUUAUUUACCCAAGAUGACUGUGAUGGUACCAUUUUGUAAAUUAGCUAGCUACGUCCUCCUGACGGAUUCUGUGAUGGCACUUUGUGUCUUGGUUCUGUCUGCAUUGUUGAAUAUUGAAGAAAAAGGACCCAGUAGCCUCCAACUCAACUUUCUGAAGAAGAAACGGAUUUUGGAGUCCUUGGAUCGGGAUGAGGACAGCAAGGAGGCUGCUCUACGUGCAGCCUGGACAGUAGUACAAAUGCAGUUCACGUUUUCUUAACUCCUUACAGGGUUUUUUGUUUGUGUGUGUGUGUUUCAAAUCCGUCUUGCGUAAUGCAAAAAUGCAUAUUUCUAAAUUUUUUUCAUUGAGGACAUGAAAAUUAUGCAUUUUUAACGUGUUUUCUAAUCUCCGUUGCCAUAUUUUUAAUACAAAGAAUCAGCAUGAGCGGGAAUUCACACGGCAAGUUGCUCUUUUACAUUUGGUUGUCAGUCUUCACCCAGUUUUGCCGUAGAAAGCUGAUUUGUUUCGUGCUGUUUCCACCACAGGUAGUCUAGAAGUUUCAUGUUGUGCUGUCCGAAGCACACAGGCUCUUUAUUCUUGAUAUCAUACACCAAAGAAACACUGGACGCUCUCUUAGCUAGACCCACAUCUGAUGCUGAUACAGGAAUGCGUUGUUGCAAUAAUACCCAUCAGUUACGCCACCACGUUGCCACUUCUUAAUAUUAGAAAAACCUCACUUUGAGUUAGUUUAACGAAGUUGCACGGUCUCCACACUACAUGGGUUUUAAACCCUGUUCUAUUUUAUGUUUUAUGGUAGGGGUUUGUUUUUCUUUUCUUGUUUACUGAAUGCCAAGAAGUUGAUCUGUUUCGCUGCAGAAAUGCUCAGAGCGCAGCUGAUUGGCUUGUAAAACACCGGGAGGUGAAAUACUGGGAGACGCGUUCCUUAGCGAGUGCUUCUCCGCGUCCUCUGCCUUGUGGUAUGUAUGGUUUUGCUCGGUGAGGCUUCUGACGAGGGGGUUUACAUUUUAUAGUUGGGAUGUCUCCCCGGGGUAAACUCACGUCAAAGCAUCCUCCCAUCCCUCCAAGAGGGAAGGUUCUGCCAUUCUUCCUUGUGGCACCGCAGCUCGUAAUCAGGGCAUGAAGGAGUGAUGCCCAAGCCAUGUCCCUGCCACCAGGCAGUGUCCUCCUGUGUCUUUGAUGUCCCAGCUCCAGGCCCUGGCCAUCUCACAGGUUGUUCUGUGCUGGCUUUACUCUGUUCCCCUCCAGACCCACCAGCGCUGCCUCCUGUCCCCACCGAGGAAGCGGUUUGGUGCCCAAGUACCCCUGCGAGCUCCAUGCGGGGGUUACUGGCCAAGGACUGUCCCCCCCAGCCCCCUGCCCCUCUCCUACAGCAGCUUUUCCUCUCUGGCCUUGGGGAUGGGCAGCUGUAGUCGGUUCUUUUAAUUUCUCCUUUAUUUUUCAAACCAAAGACCCUUAAUUCCGCGCUAAUAGCAGACCCGUUCUUAGAGGGUCACCCUCGCUCCUACCGUUCUUUCAGUCUAAAUCCAACAGUUGGGUUUCAGAGAACAGCCAAGGCUCCCUUGCCUACCGCCACCCAAACAGGGCCGGAGCCACCCUGCUCGGAGACGGGAGCUUUGCUCCCUGCUCCGUUCACAGCACUUUACUCACUCUCGGAUCCUUUGCAGUGCUGAGCAACCAGCACAGACCCGCCAGUACUGUACUUCGGGCUCUUAGCAUCGCGCAGCCCCUUCUGGUUCCCCAUUUAUUUUGCACUGGACCCCAUCAUCUAAAUGUCUUUUGUUUUUAAUACGCGUUUCACUCGCUCUUUCAUUGCUGCCUUUGUGCUACUUCGAACCCCUAAAGGUCAGGCCAUGACUCAGCUUUGUACCCGGUCAUUUACUUACUUAAGAAAAGAAAAACCAACACAAAAAAACCACCCCUUUUUAAGCCAUAAUAUUUCAUCACAUUUUCCAAAUAAUUUAUUUGCAACCAUGUCAUAUUCCACAAGUGCACGGCAGCUCUGCCGGGGUGUGAAAUGCAUCGGGAUAGGGCUUUUCAUGAACUGGUUUUGUAACAGAAGACAGCUUGCGGGCUUGGUUUUCAAAGUGUUUUCCACUUGUGUAGCUAAGGAAGACUCGUGUUGUGUCCAAACCUUGAAUGCAAUCACCAGGAUUCAUUUUCCAGGUUGGUUUGAGGACGGGGAAAGGAGAGCAGGAAUAUCUGUAAUGAUGGAUAUUUCAAGACAGCCGGCUGAGAGCUGAUAAAACACUUUGCGUAGCACGGAUGCGAGAUUUUCAGCAGGCUGUGGGUUUUGUCCAUGACCAGCGAUCCAGGGUGGCCGGUGGGAGCUGCCAAGAGCCCCAUUCCAAGAGCUCAGCCCUCAGGUUCUCGCGUGGGACACCACGGAUUGCUGCUCAUCACCGGCAAAACCUCUGGGCCUCUCUCCGCAACUCCCAAAUGAGAUGGAACUGAACACAAAGGGGUUUGGGUUUUUUUUUUUUUCUAAAUUUUAUUGUAUUAUUGCAAUAAAUCUUUAACAGUAAUUUUAUUUUUUUUUUAACGUUGUAUAUUUAUGCUCGUUACUCCUGUGUGGUUUGUGACCGUGCCGGGGAAGCACACAUGGAUUUCCAGCCUCCGAAGCAUCACAGGGACCAGACCUGAUACAGUGCAAUCACACAGCAGUGGGGUAAGCGACACCGGAUCUAAGAAAAUAACUCUUACAUGAAAUAACUGUGUUUCCAUGGGAGCAGGUAGAGAGGAGAAAUGGACCAAGCCCUCGCGUGAGCCCGGCCUGGAGCUGCUGCUCCGCCGAGCAACGUUUGGUUCCACGAGGGCUGAGCCAGAGCGGCUCCUC